Molecule: messenger RNA, 3150 nt
Organism: Truncatella angustata
Lineage: Eukaryota; Fungi; Ascomycota; Sordariomycetes; Amphisphaeriales; Sporocadaceae
Product: pectate lyase superfamily protein-domain-containing protein
Exons: 4
Molecular function (GO): polygalacturonase activity
Source: RefSeq, a predicted model, not a curated record
GACGUGAACAACUUCUUCAAAACGGCUCCUGACCGAGGAUCCUUGAAUGGUCCGAUUCUGGAACCGCUCAACACAAGCGUAUUAAACCAGAUUCACGGCACGAAGGAGACUCGACAAGACGAUAGCUACUGGCUGGCGUCACUAGGAGGCGUGGGGCAGUCGCCUUUCGCACCUUCAGGAUAUCAAUUCUUCCGAAACGUGCGAGAUUUCGGUGCCGUUGGUGAUGGCGUGACCGAUGACACAGCAGCCAUCAACCGCGCAGCAGCAGCAUUCAGUGAGAGUGACCUAUUAACACUUCGCUGCGGUGAAGAUUGUGGCUCGACAACUACUCUAGGUGCUGUUGUGUAUUUUCCGCCGGGCACCUAUCUUAUCAGCACGCCCAUCAUCCAGUACUACUAUACCCAAUUUGUCGGGAACCCAUCCGAUAGGGCUGUGAUCAAAGGUACCUUUAACUUCACUGGCAUUGCCCUAGUUGAUUCCAACGUGUACAUUCCUGGUGGAAAUGGCGAUGAGUGGUAUAUUAACCAGAGCAACUUUCUUCGCCAAAUUCGAAACCUGGAGUUUGACAUGACGGGAAUGAAUUGGACCAACUAUGACAAUGACCAAGAGUACGUUCCUACUGGCGUUCAUUGGCAGGUGGGACAGGCCACCAGUAUCACAAACUGCCAUUUCCAGAUGGCCGUGUCAGAAGGUGCACAGCGAGCUACGGGAGUCGGCAUCUACAUGGAGAAUGGAAGUGGUGGUGGAGUUGCCGACAUAACAUUCUUCGGAGGAAACAUCGGCUUCCUUGCAGGCAGUCAGCAGUUCACUGCCAACAACCUGGUGUUUACUUCAUGUCUGACCGCCAUUUACCACGUUUGGAACUGGGGGUUCGUAUGGAAGAACAUCUAUGUGCUGUCCUGUUACAUCGCGCUCGACUGUACUGCCUACUCGGGCGGUCAAAACCAGGGCACGGGGUCCAUCACGGUGCUCGAUUCCCACUUCAACGGCGUACCAUACGCCAUUACUAUUGCCUCGAAUGGAGACGAACAGCCCAAUAUCGUGCUCGACAACCUCCUGGUUGAGAACUCAGAGUCCGUUGUUCUCAUCUCGGGAGGAGAUACGCUUCUUCAAGGAUCCUCAGGCCCGCUGUACUUCAACUCGUGGGCGAAUGGUAUUCAAGUCAGCUCAAGCGGUGCGUUCGGCAAACGGUCGGGGUUCGUGAAUCCUGCACCUAGGAAGCCAUCCUCUCUCCUAGACGGUAGUGGUGCCUAUUAUUCGCGAUCAAAGCCACAAUAUGCUGGGGCUUCGCCUGUAGUCGCCACGAAUAAUGGCAUCUCCAAUGACGGCACUGGAGAUCAGACUGAUGCCAUUAAUAGCCUCCUCGAGGGGAACGUGGGUUCAGUGAUCUUCUUUCCCAUGGGUGUCUACCUCGUCCGAGGAACUGUACACGUUCCUGUGGGAAGUAUCAUUGUCGGAUCAGGGUGGAGUCAGAUCAUGGGCACGGGUUCCUUCUUUGAGGACCAGGAAAACCCGCAGGUGAUGGUUCAGGUCGGCAAUGAGGGCGACUCUGGUGUCAUUGAGAUCAGUGACAUGAUGUUCACGGUCCAAGGCCCCACUGCCGGCGCUAUCUUAAUGGAAUGGAAUGUGCAUGAGAGCAGCCAAGGAAGUGCUGCCAUGUGGGAUAGCCACUUCCGAGUUGGUGGCGCCGAGGGAACAAAUCUUCAGCUGGAGGAUUGCCCAACACGUUCCGAUGUGAACCCAGACUGCAUGGCUGCAUCCCUUCUACUACAUAUCACAUCGGAUUCGUCAGGGUACUUCGACAACGUCUGGGCUUGGGUCGCUGACCAUGAUCUGGACAACCCGCUCAAUGCCGAAGCGUACAACAACGAAGAGGGCAUCCCUCUAAAUGUCCAGACACAGAUCUCCAUCUAUGCUGCCCGAGGAGUCCUCAUCGAAUCCCAGGGCCCAACGUGGCUCUACGGGACUUCGAGCGAGCACACGCAGAUGUACCAGUACCAACUACAGAAUGCGUCCAAUAUUUUUCUCGGCCACAUGCAGACGGAGACGCCAUACUACCAACCAAACCCCAGUGCUCUUGAGCCCUACGAGGCAGGGGUUGGUGGAUUUCCGUCUGAUCCAACCUUUGACAACUGCGCCGACGACAUUUGCCGGGGCGCCUGGGCUCUGCGAGUUCUCGAUUCGACCGACGUCUUCAUCUACGCUGCGGGAUUCUACUCCUUCUUCCAGGACAACCAGCUGGGCUGCACCACCGAAGAAGACUGCCAGCUGGCCCUGAUUGAGACCAAUUUUGCUUCCAGCCUAUGGAUCUAUAAUAUCUUCACCAAAGGCAACGUCGAGAUUGUCACGCCCAGGGGUGGACUCUCGCCGCUGCUGUUCAACUCGACCACCAAAAAUGGAUACACUAGCGAAAUCGCCGCAUGGCUAGCACUGUCUACUGAAGGGGAAAAUAUCGGCUCCGAGCCCGGCGACGGGUCCGGCAUCGUGAUCAUUGACCCGGAUCUCUGGUCGGGCGAGCCCGGGGAUCCAGCCACGGUGCAAUGCAGCCCGCCCUGCACCUAUGUCCUUCCACCAUUGACACUGACCGACGAGACAACCUUUGAGUUCCCACCCUUGACCACAUCCAUCACCAUGGGCUACAACUCGACUACCGUGUUCGAGGUAACCGGCUCGACCACGACGCGCACUAUCUAUCAGAUCACCAUCGUCACAACGACCAUCAGCAUCCCGCCAGUGACAACCUCGGUCAUCUCGUGGUUUGAGGAGACCGUGACGGUCAAUUCCACCAUCAUAUAUCCAAUCCCUAGUAUCGUCGGCCCGCCAUUCACCAUCACCGAGCCGACGAUCAUCAACGGCACCACAAUUCCGCCCGAUACCCGGACCUUCUGGCCGCCACCGUGGCCCGGCUUCUCAGAACCGGGAACGACGACGCCGACACCUACGACUGGCCCAACCUCGGUGCAUCAUACAAGUGGGCCCCCACGGCCGUCCUGCACGCACGUGACGGGCUGUGGAAGGCACUGUGGUGACAGUAUCUUGGACAUCUGCGUGCCCUGCUGGAUUGGCUGUGGAAUUGGGCCUCCAGGUGCGGCCAAUCUCCAUGUUUUCUUACGGAUAAUACGCAAGUGGCUCACCAGUGAACAGGUAUAA